This is a messenger RNA of Camelina sativa (false flax), 1672 nucleotides long. Lineage: Eukaryota; Viridiplantae; Streptophyta; Magnoliopsida; Brassicales; Brassicaceae. The record is from RefSeq and is a predicted model, not a curated record.
GAGAGAAAAGAGUAAAAUAAUUUUGACCAUCUCUCUCCAGUUUCUUCUCUUCUCUUUUGCGCACGAACUCUACCCAAAUUUUGCCAAAAACCCUAGCCUCUUGAUUCUUUCAAAAUCCGAUCCCCCAUCGAUGACGAUUGAGCAAGUCACCGAUGAGACUCCUCCGUCUACGCCUUCUCCCACCGCCGCCGCCACCACCAAAGCCGCGCCGUUGGGAUCUUCCGUGAUUCCGAUUGUUAACAAGCUACAGGACAUAUUCGCUCAGCUCGGAAGCCAGUCUUCGAUCGCGCUUCCUCAGGUUGCUGUUGUUGGUAGCCAGAGUAGUGGCAAGUCUAGCGUCCUUGAAGCUCUCGUCGGCCGUGACUUUCUCCCCCGUGGUAAUGAUAUCUGCACUCGUCGUCCUCUUGUUCUCCAGCUCGUCCAGACUAAACGCCGCUCUAAUGGCGGAUCCGACGACGAGUGGGGCGAGUUUCGUCACCUUCCUGAACACACUCGUAUCUAUGAUUUCUCUGAGAUUCGUCGAGAGAUUGAGGCUGAGACGAAUAGAUUAGUGGGAGAGAACAAAGGUGUAGCUGACAAACAGAUUCGUCUUACAAUUUACUCACCUAAUGUAUUGGAUAUCACGCUUGUGGAUUUGCCUGGUAUUACCAAGGUCCCUGUUGGUGACCAGCCUUCUGACAUUGAAGCACGUAUUAGAACCAUGAUCUUGUCUUACAUCAAGUCGGAUACUUGCUUGAUUCUCGCUGUUACCCCUGCCAAUACCGAUUUAGCUAACUCUGAUGCUCUUCAGAUUGCUAGCAAUGCAGACCCUGAUGGUCGUAGAACGAUAGGUGUAAUCACAAAGUUGGAUAUUAUGGACAAAGGUACUGAUGCUCGAAAUCUCCUACUCGGAAAUGUUGUUCCUCUUCGGCUUGGAUAUGUGGGAGUUGUAAAUCGUUGCCAGGAGGAUAUAUUGCUAAACCGCACAAUCAAGGAAGCACUUAUUGCAGAGGAGAAAUUCUUCCGGAGUCGUCCAGCUUACCAUGGUCUUACCGAUCGUUUGGGCAUCCCUCAGCUAGCAAAGAAGUUAAAUCAGAUCCUUGUUCAGCAUAUCAAGGUGCUGCUUCCGGAUUUGAAGUCGCGUAUAAGUAAUGCUUUGGUUGCUACAGCUAAGGAGCAUCAGAGCUAUGGUGAAAUAACUGAAUCCAGGGCUGGUCAAGGAGCUCUUCUUCUCAAUUUUCUCUCUAAAUACUGUGAAGCAUACUCUUCAUUGCUGGAAGGGAAAAGUGAAGAAAUGUCUACGUCCGAGCUAUCUGGAGGAGCAAGGAUUCACUAUAUUUUUCAGUCAAUCUUUGUUAAGAGUUUGGAGGAGGUUGAUCCAUGUGAAGACUUGACAGAUGAUGAUAUUCGGACUGCAAUUCAGAAUGCAACUGGUCCAAGAUCCGCAUUAUUUGUUCCAGAUGUACCAUUUGAAGUUCUUGUUAGGAGACAAAUAUCUCGUUUGUUAGAUCCUAGCCUUCAGUGCGCUAGGUUCAUUUUUGAUGAGCUAAUAAAGAUUAGCCAUAGAUGUAUGAUGAAUGAGUUACAGCGAUUCCCGGUCCUGAGAAAGCGCAUGGAUGAGGUUAUUGGGGAUUUCCUGCGAGAAGGUCUUGAACCCUCAGAAGCAAUGAUCGGGGAUAUCAUUGAUAUGGAG